Molecule: messenger RNA, 1408 nt
Organism: Colletes gigas
Lineage: Eukaryota; Metazoa; Arthropoda; Insecta; Hymenoptera; Colletidae
Product: dehydrogenase/reductase SDR family member 11-like
Exons: 4
Coding region: 582-1331 (249 amino acids)
Source: RefSeq, a predicted model, not a curated record
AACACUGAGAAUAAUAGAGGUCAAUAUUUUUACUUAAAGUUAUACUAACAAAUUAUGCCUACAAGGAUCAUAGUUUUCAUUUGUUCUUUGUUUGUUUUGCGACAAAGAAUCGCUUCUCUUUUGUUUACAUUACAAUUGCUUGUACGUGCUAUGUAUAUGCUUCGAUUUACUGUAACACAAUACAUAGGAAAUCGAUGCACAAUUAUUUGUAAGAAAAAGAAAAAUGGUUCGAACGAUCGAGACAAACUUUAACCGAAUGAAAGUGGGUCUCUCUCGUAGCAAAAUACCAUUCUAUCUCAAGCCCAUUUCCCAGCAGCCUGCAACAAUUUAUUUCCUGAAAAUAAUGCAAUAUCGUCGCGGAUGUAAAUACUUGCGAGACUGCAGCAAAUCAUAAGCAUGGAAACACCGGUGAAAUAUCUUUAGUUUGAAGAUUAACGCGACCUCGGUAAUCUUGGUUCACUACUUCACUUCGGUAUAUAAACCGUCGGUGACGCACCCAAAUGCAGACAAAUUUUCGUGGUCGAGGUUCCACAGUUCUCGUGCACGUUCGUUAACCAGUCAGUAAAGCCCAGAAAACAGCCAUGGACUCAAAACCCUGGACCGAGAAAGUUGUCCUCGUCACCGGUGCCAACUCCGGCAUUGGCAAAUGCUUGACGGAGUGCUUGGUUGGCAAGGGGAUGACAGUGGUGGGCAUAGCUCGUCGUAUCGACAAAAUCAAGAUGCUUGCAGAUGAAUUGAAAUCGAAGCCAGGCAAGCUCGUCCCCGCUCAGUGCGAUCUUACUAAUCAGGCCGAGAUCCAGCGCACGUUGGAAUGGAUCGAGAAGAAUUUGGGUGCCGUGGACAUCCUGAUCAACAACGCCGCCGUUAACAUAGACCUCAAGGUGCAAUCCGGCGACAUGGAAGACUGGAAGAAGACCUUCGACGUGAACUUGUUCGGAUUAACUUGCAUGACCAAAGAAACGUUAAACCUGAUGAAGAGGAAGGGAAUCAACAACGGUAUCAUUGUAAAUAUCAAUGAUACGUGUGGUUGGAAGAUUCCAGUCACUUGCAAUCGCCCAGUAUCUCCUGCUUACAUCGCCAGCAAAUUGGCAUUAUCAGCAUUGACAGAGUGCCUUCGAAUGGAAUUGAUGCAGGUCAAAUCGAAUAUUAAAGUGAUGUCCAUAACUCCUGGCUUGGUGGAAACCGACAUGACCGCACAAUGGCUGAAGGAGAACCCAUCUAUGCCGUUGAAACCGAAAGACGUGGCCGAUUGUAUUCUCUUCGCGUUGCAGACUCCGGAAAAUGUUCUGAUUAAGGAGCUCGUGGUUACACCCAUUCGCGACACAAUGUAAAAAUGAACAAUCGAUUUGUUCGUUCCUUCCUUACAGCUUCAUAUAAAACAGACCAAUCAACUCAGUGUAAAUAACAA